CACUUGAUCGAUUCUUCUUUAUCAAUGGCGACAGUACGAGUUCCGCAAAGAUUCUAAGCGAGGAGGGGGGGGGGGGAUCCGGAAUAAGAAAAGGGAUAUUAUAUCACUGUCUCGAUAUUUGUUACUCCGCCUGGCGUCUUUGCCUUAUAUUAUCAAUUACUCCGAAGAAUUUUGAGUUCUAAAGUAAAGUUAUUUUUAAAGUUUGUUAAUAUUUGAUUUGUUUAAUUACUAAAAUUUAUUCUGUUUUCGAGCAAAUUUCUUAAUUUUUUGUAUUGACCGUGUGACCUAAUAAUCUUAUCUAGGAGCGCCAACCGUUCUUUCCUUUUAAUGCAGGGUUGUCCGUUAAAAAUAAUCAUAAUAAUAAAAGUAUUAAUGUUAGGAUCGGUCUAUAUUUUUUCCUUUCAGACAUCUUCUUCUUUUUAAUUCCUCAUAGUUGUCUCAAAUAGCUAUGUUAUUUUUAUUUCGGAAAUCUACAACUGAAAACUGAAAACUGAAAAAUCUGCGAAAUCAAAUACGAAAAUAAAGUGAUGGCAUGAAAAACAACAACUGAAAGCGUCUUAACUGUAUUUUUGCUCUUUUAAGAAGAAAUGGAUUUUCACGAAGAAAAUCUAAAUACUAGUGAUUCCUCGAUAUUCAAUUCCAUUCUCAUGUCUCAGAUAUUUACAAAGAUAUCUGAUGACAAGGAUGAAACAUUUUUGAAAACAGACCAAUCUGAUCCUGACUCCAGAGAUUCAGUUUGCGUACAGUCAUAUAUGUUUCAAAAUGGACAGGCUUAUAAUAUUAUGAUGCAGGAGCAAUGUGCUGAUCUAAACAUCAUCGUCGAACAAAGUAUAAUAAGGGUUGACCAGCUAGUUUUAGCAGCACAUUCAAGCCUGCUAGAACAUAUGUUAAAAGACCUGCAGGUAGACAUAUGGCCUGAGAUUGGCAGAUCCAGAGACCACAAUUUAGGAAAAGAAGAACCAAAGAUCUCUCUUAUUCUACCCCUUGUCUCAUUAUCGAUAAUGACUAGGAUUGUGCACUUCCUCUACUCUGGGGAGUUGAUGUACAAUAAGUCAGAGCUGAAGGAAAUGAGGGAAAUUGCAGAUAUUCUUAAAUUACGAUUUCUAAUACAGCAGCUUCAAGAGCUGGAAGAUCUGAAUUUACAGUCUCUAAAAGCAACCCCUGAAAACAGUGAAGAGAUCACUGAACAAAACCUUCCUGGACUUAGCUUGGAAGUCAGCUGUGAGAUAGGGAUAGACACAGAAAUCCACGAGGUGCUGGUUGGCAACGGCGGGAACCACUCCGAGAUCCUGAUUGGAGAAGAGGAUACCGCGGAUUUGUUCCUGUGUGGGGAGAAAGUGUUGUUUGUAGAGGGAGAUUUAGAAACCCCUGUCCAGUCCCCUGCAACAGAACAUGAAGGACAAGAAAAGCCAUGUAUUCUAUCGGACAUCAGCACUCUGACAAAUAUUAACCAAGAACAUCAAUGUGAUGAGUGUAGUCAAAGGUUUUUUACAACCAUUGAUUUAGAAAAUCACAAGAAGAUUGAACAUUCUGCCGUUCCUAUUGAUGUUGGAGAAUUUAAAUGCGAUGUGUGUAACAAUUUUUUUAACACAAUGGGAAACUUAGAAGAGCAUAGAAGAACUGUUCAUGGGAACAAAGAGUUUUCAUGUAACCUUUGUGAUAAGCAUUACACCCGUUCUCAUCAGUUGAAAAUACACAAAAGAACUCAUACUGGAGAAAGACCUUACCCUUGUAGUGACUGUAACAAAAGAUUUAUAGAUAAUACGAGUCUCAAACAGCACAUGAAAAUUCAUUCAGAUGAGCUUGGAUACAAAUGUUCAUUGUGUGGGAAAAAGUUUAAACUUCGAGCUGUUUUGAGACAACACGAACAAACCCACAAUGCUGAAAGGCCCCACAAAUGUGAUAUCUGUGGAAAAGGAUUUACUUGCAAACGAAACAUGCUGAGGCACACAGAGAUACACACGCAGGUAAAUCUGAGCAUUCAGAAGCAAAGCCAGCUCUAUAGCUGCAACCUUUGCUUAAAACCCUUUAAGCUAGAGAAUCAGCUGAUUGAACACAAUGCCGCUGAACAUCCGAACAAUACUUUAGUAUCAACUUCACUUGUAUUCAGAUGCUGUAUGAAGAACUGCAGCAAGGUUUUCCCUUCCCAGGAACUUCUUUCAUCACACAGAAAAAUAGUUCAUGAGUUUAAAGAUAAAACUGAAACUGAAGUUGAAAAUGCUGAACCUUUCAUCUGUAGCUGUGGUGUCUCUUUCUCCAGUUCGAGAACAUUAAAAAAGCAUCAGAAAACCUCCCAUACAUCCGGAGGUCCAUUUAAGUGCAGCCUCUGCAGUAAAGGGUUUAAGAACGACUGCAGCCUCAUGAAACAUAUUUUGGAUCAUACUGACGUCAAAAUGCGCCAUAUUUGUGACUACUGCUCAAAAGUUUGUGAGAGACCCUCAGAUUUAGCCAAACAUUUAAGAAUCCAUACUGGAGAGAAGCCCUACCACUGUGAAGUCUGUGAUAAAAGAUUUGCGGAUAUGUCUUUUUUUAAACGACACCAAAGGAAGCAUGAAGAGACAACAGUUUUCUACUCGUGUGAUGUUUGCUCAAAAUCAUUUCAAGUUUUGAGCAAUUUGGAGAAACAUAAACAAACUCAUGAUGGAAUUUCACUUUCUUGUUCAGUUUGCAGUAAAGAAUUCUAUGAUGAGGUUUAUCUUGAAGCCCAUCUCAAUCUUCAUAAUGGUGAGAAGACUUUUUCCUGUUCAUUCUGUGGCAAAGGCUUCAGGCACGCAGGUGAUUGGAAGAAGCAUGUAAGAAUUCAUACUGCUGAAACCCCCUACUCCUGCAGUAUAUGUGGUAUACAGUUCUCUGAUCCUAGCUCUAAAUCUAGGCAUGAGAAGCGACACUACAAAUUUGAGGAAGUGUUGGGUCAACCAAUGGAGAAGAAGAUGAACCUUUAGAAAUAAGUUAACGAUUCUCAAAAAGUUUAUUGUGUGUAACCAGAAAAAAAAUCCAAUGUUUAUAUGCUAUGUCAUACCUGACUAAAAGCUGUUCUUGUUACUCAAAUUUAAAACCUAAGGUGCCAUGUAGGUAAAACAUGAAAAAGGAUAAUAUGAAUCGUUAAUCAUAUAUAAACUAUAAAUUUGCUUAGAAAUAUUAAUCAUACUUAUACUGA
This is a messenger RNA of Eurytemora carolleeae, 3157 nucleotides long. RefSeq names its product zinc finger protein 431. The transcript is spliced from 19 exons. Gene Ontology annotation, biological process: regulation of transcription by RNA polymerase II. Bases 588 to 2942 code for a protein of 784 amino acids. The record is from RefSeq and is a predicted model, not a curated record. Gene Ontology annotation, molecular function: RNA polymerase II cis-regulatory region sequence-specific DNA binding; protein binding; DNA-binding transcription factor activity, RNA polymerase II-specific. NCBI's taxonomy places the organism in Eukaryota, Metazoa, Arthropoda, Copepoda, Calanoida, Temoridae.